Molecule: messenger RNA, 5005 nt
Organism: Silurus meridionalis
Lineage: Eukaryota; Metazoa; Chordata; Actinopteri; Siluriformes; Siluridae
Gene: cldnd1a
Product: claudin domain containing 1a
Exons: 4
Coding region: 354-1115 (253 amino acids)
Cellular component (GO): membrane
Source: RefSeq, a predicted model, not a curated record
CAGAGGGAUUAUUUACUAAAUCUCAACAACACAGGGAUACAGGGGCAUGCAUUUGUAGUAGAUAUAAUAUUAUUUUCUGUUUUAUUAUUAUAAUUAUUAUUAUAUCAGUAAUAUUUGUCCAUAUUUAUUGCAGUCAUUCAAUUCAGAUUGCAUUUAUCUUUAAGGCUUGUUGAUAAGUGACAGCUUAUGGGAGAAAUUGAUUGCUGAGGGCCAGAUGGAAGCUGCACCACAACAGAUGGGCUCUGAAUUUCAUCUGAUCUGCUGAUUCAAAAAAAAGGAGGACACUCAGAGGAGGAGGAGGGAGAAAAAAGAGGAAAAACCUCCGAGCAGAAAACCAGGUCAGGUACGGCGUCAUGGUGGACAACCGCUCGGCCACGGCGCUGGUGAUCGCGUGCGUGCUGAGCACCCUGGCCACGGUCUACCUGUCUGUGGCGGUGGGCACGCGCCACUGGUAUCAGUACGCGAGCCCGCGGGUGCGGCACGAGCACAACGCGAGCGAGCUGCGCGCGCUGCACCAGGAGCUCAGCGACGCCGAGUUCGACGAGAAGACCGCGAGCGACGCGAUGUUCCGCCUCAACGGCACCCUCGGCUUGUGGUGGAGGUGCGUGCGCGUGCCCGCCGACCGCAACCGCUGGUACCGCGAGCCAGAUCCUGAGAUGGACACAGAGUGUGUGAGCUUCACCUUGUCUCAGCAGUUCACACCCAAAUACAUAGAACCAGGCAAUCACAACAGCGGAGAGGACAUAAUACGCACCUAUCUGUGGAGGUGUCAGUUUCUCCUGCCUCUGCUAUCUCUGGGUUUGGUGUUAGUAGGAGGGUUGGUGGGAUUCUGUGCUUGUUUGUGUCGUAGUUUCAGUCCUACACUGGGCAUCGGACUCCUCCACCUUCUUGCAGGUGUGUGUUCUUUAGGCUGUGUGUGUUGUUUCCUGGCGGGUAUGGACCUGCUACACCGUGUCUCCGUUAUCCCAGACCUUGUGGACGGCUCUCUCGGUUGGUCCCUCUAUCUCGCUCUCAUCUCCUCUCCAUUGUACAUGAUGGCCGCCGCUCUACUGGUGUGGGCCGCUCGCUGUCACAGCAAGAACUACUACCGUUUCACUGCCUACCGAGUGGCCUAGUGCAUUACAAACUAUUACAGCCAAGUCAGUGUCCUCAAUCACGUGAAACUGCACUAAACACACAUACACUUCUUGCAUAGUAAACAGUAUGUAAAAAUAUUAAUCCAAGAACAUACUAUUGUAGCAAUUACUUUUUGGCCAACAUUCACUAUAUGGACAAAAUAAUUGGGACACCUGACUUUCCCAGCCAUUUGUGGUUCUCUCCCAAACUGUUAUCACAAAGCGAAAGGCACACAAUUGUAUAGCGUGUCUGUGGAUGCAGUAGCAGGAAAUCCAAACCUGUUCUAGCAUGACAAUACCCCUGUGUACAAAGCAAACUCCAUAAAGAUAUGCUUUGCAUUGGUUGGAGUGAAAGAUCUCCUGCUAUAGAUUAUAUAUUAGAUAUAUAUUAUAUUAUAUUAUAUAUAGCUAUAUUAUGAAGAGGAAACUGGGACUAAAUGUGGAAUGCGAUGCUCAAAAAGCACAUACCAUACUUAUGACUGGGUGUCUGCAAACAUUUGGCAGUAUAGUGUAUUACUAUUCCACAAUACUACCGUAGUGCAACUAUGGGAAAGAGAUUACACCGUCAUAUAACCAUAAUAUCAAUGCUGUGAGAUUACUUUACUAAAUAUGAAAAAUAAUUUUAUACAACCUGCUAAAUAGUAUAGAACAAAACCCCCACCCCGUUACAAAGGAAGUAAAUAACACGGCAUAUUAGUAUAAAAUAAUAGCACUAUACUAAGUCGUAUCUCAAAAUACUACACUUUACUAUUGCACUUGAUUGUAUAAUAAAAUAGCACACUACCAACAUAUUGUGCGAAAUAGUGUGACGUAUGCAUCACACGAACACAAUAAAAAUGUAAUAUGCAAUCAUACUACCAUACUAAAUUAGUAUUGGAAAUAAAAUCCUACCAAACAACCAUGCCAAAUAUAAUAGAGUUUAAAAAAAUUGCUGCAAUAAAUACUGUAGUAUGGUACUUUAAUACUUAAACACCCAUCUCUUCUCAAUACUAUGGGAAAAAACAUUAAAUAACCAUUUGAUUUAUUAAAAACAUCUUAUUACAUGAAAAUAAAUAAAGUAUACUACCAUACAGUACAGUUAGACAAAACAUUGAACAUCCUUUUGCUAGAAUAAAAAAAAAAAAAACUACCCUAUUACUAUUUGUACUUAUUUUACGCCCCAAAUCUCAUACAAGUGCACUAAACACAAAUGUACAUUUCUUGCAUAACGAACAGUUUAUAAAGAUAAGAUUGGACCAACAUACUAUUAUAGCAAUUGAUAUGUGAAAUAAUGUGGGAAUUAAACAACCUUUUUCUAGAAUAAAAAAAAACAAAAAACAAGAUGACGUUUUAAUGUCACGUUAAAAAAAGAAACAAAUCUAAGAUUAUGGAAUUAAAGUCAUAGCAAUCUGAGAAUAAAUUUAAAAUUGAAUUUAAUAAAGUUGUAGCAGUAGGAGAAUAAAGUCUAAAUAUUUUAAGAAUCAAGUCGUAGCAAAACGAGAUUAAUGUGGUAAUAUUUUGAGAAAAAUCACAGAAUUGAGAAAGAAACUUGAACCAUGAAUUGAAUGUGGAAUUUUGAUUAGAAUUUAGCGAUCUUUUGCCUCAUCAGCACAGGGUUUUAUUUAGUAAACUGACACUGCAGCGGUGAUGUCGGAAAUAUUAUUCAGAAGAAAAAAAUCAGACAUUGAGGAAUUUACCUUUUCUGUGAAGUCUGAAAUGCCGACCAGUGGUUGACUCCAGGGAUAUCUAUAGUUACAUCUGCGUGCUAUGCAAAUAUAUUGUUUCUCAAGAGACUAUGAGGAUGAUUAUCAAAGAGAUCAACCCUAAAGGAGUUGAACACCGGUGCGUUCGAUGCUAUAUUAUCAUAAUGCUAGGACUUCAAAUUGUACUCAAAAUGUUACGCCUUUAUUAAUGUAUUGCUACGACUUUAUUCUUUAUACUUUUUUUUUUAUGUGGCAAAACGUCAUUGUAAUUACUACCCUACCCUAUUUCUACCCUAAAAAAUUACUACUGUUGUACUAUAACUACACAUACUACUUUGACACUGUAUGGUGUACUAAAACACCCCAAUACUAUAUAGUGUCUAAAAAUAAUACAUGAAAAUCUGUCAUCCAAAGUAGUAUGCCGAAGAAAAUACUACUGCACUGAAUAGUAUGGUAUAUUUGUACACUACUAUACUACUGUACUAAACAGUAGGGGGAAAGUACAUCAUACUGUCAUAUUAAUAAUAGAAUAAAUAAAAGACUGCAUCAGCAUACUACUGUAUUAAAUAGCAUGUUAAAAUAGUACACCGCUAUACUACCUAACUAAAGUAUAUAGCACACUAAACACAAGCACACUUUACUGACCUUGUGUACUAUUUGGGCAUACUAUUAACUGCAGUGGCAUGCAGAUUGGGACUUUGGCUAAGCUUUGCUCCAAAGUAGAUUUCCGGAGAAUUUUGUGAGAUUUACAGUGAAUUAAUGCACCCUGAUAAUCUGAAAUCAGCAGCUGGAGAUGAGAUGGCUAUAAUGCGAGUGAGCCGAAAGUGCUGGGUGGACAUUCACAGGGCUGUUAGAUUCUUCAUCAUCAUCUUGACAGUUAAAUGCAGAAGCCAUUUGCUGCAGCGAGGUGCCAACAAUUAUGGUUUAAUCAUAGCAUUUACUGCCUCUAUGGCAAUGCAGGAGUGAGCAGUAAACCAGCAAACCAGCAGACCAAGCUUGAAUAAAAUCUGAUUUAUUAAAGGAAAAGCAAAGAGAAGGUUAGUUUUUCUUCUGAAAUAUGAAGUCGAUACAGAAUACUGUCUCCAAGAUUGUGGUAUAUUUGCUUUAAAGAAAUGAAGGAGCUGCUUAUUAUUAAUGUGUGUCACACCAGAUUUUUUUUAUUCUGCUUCGUAUACAUUUGAAAAAAGUUUUUUUUUCUCUCUCUCAAAAAAGGCACUUUAAUGUUUCACGCUUAUCGCGCAUGACUGUGUGCUGAUGUGACAUUUUUAAUGCGAAUAAUGCUGUGUGUAAGUGAUAGUCUGUGUGAAUGUUGGGAAUUCACUGGAGUGUUUCUCGCGUAAAACUGUGAAGUGUUUAAUGGCACAGUGUAAUAAAGACACACAGAGAGCUAUUUUUCUGAGUCAAGGGGGUUCAUUUUGCCACCAUGUUUUAUAUAUAUAUAUAUAUAUAUAUAUGUGUGUGUGUGUGUGUGUGUGUGUGUGUGUGUGUGUGUGUGUGUGUGUGUGUGUGUGUGUGUGUGUAUAACCAGUGUAAGAAAUAUAAAUUAAAUCGAAAUUUAAAUAAAAAUAAUAGAAUAAAAAAUAAACAAAGUGAUCACAAUGAUUGUAGCUAACAUUAGCUAGCGAAUCAUUUGAAUAUAUCUGGUGGCAUAAUGGUGAGAAAAAGACCCAGUUCUGGUUCCUGCCUCCGAACUGUAGUGGUGGGGAAAAAAAAGCCUGGCAUGGUGUUUAUAUAGUAAAGAAAAUCAGGUAUGGGUUCAAGCACACCAUCCUUUUAUUUUGAAUAACUUGAUCAGAAAUUCAUUUUGUGUUGUUAUUUUUUAGGUUAUAAAAAGUGUGUUCAUGUUCAUAGUGUUCAUUAGACCAGGCUAUACAUAAGCAUUAACAUUUUUAAUGAAUAUUGAUUCAAUUAUUAUUUCUGUUGCUCUACUUAUUUAUCCUGUUUUUUAUUUUGGAUGUGUAAUUUAAUAUAAACACUUUAUUAUUAUAUAAUACCCAGUGUUAACAGUAAAUCUGAAUUCCUUAUAAUAAACAUGUUACAAUUCCACAUUGUGAAUGUAGGGCAUUAAUAUGAAAUGACUGUCUCUUUGUAAGCUUUUCCCAAUUUCUAUAGUUAUUGUAUUUUGAUGUUAUUUAACCUGCAUUUGUAUGAAAAGUUCUGAAUGAAUGAUUCGGAACCUUUAACCUCAAUAAAAUUAAUUAUUUUUAA